AAGGGCUCCGGGGUUCCAGCCUCGCCAGUCGCCAUCAGUCCGCGUGCGCUGCCGCUUCUGGGCUCCUUCUUUUCCUCUUCCUCCUCCUUCUCCUGCGGCCCCCGAGAUGCUGGCACUGCGCUCGGCCAGCCGUCUUCCGCUCCUCUUGGCUCAGCCUUCGCCGCGGGGCCGCCUGGGCGCCGCGGGCCGCGAGCUGCUGCGGGGAAGCUCGGCUGCUGCCUCCGAAGGCGCCCACGGCCCUGGCACCGCCUGCCGGGCUUGCAGCAGCGACGGCCGAAGCGCCUCGCAGAACCCGCUGGUCUUCCUGGAAGUGGGCGCCGACAACCAGCCGCUGGGACGCGUCGUGCUGGAGCUAAAAGCUGACGUGGUGCCGAAAACAGCAGAAAAUUUCAGAGUUUUAUGCACUGGAGAAAAGGGCUUUGGGUACAAAGGAUCCACCUUCCAUCGAGUGAUACCUUCGUUCAUGUGCCAGGCUGGUGACUUUAUGAAUCACAACGGUACGGGAGGAAAAUCUAUAUAUGGCAGUCGCUUUCCAGAUGAAAAUUUCAUUCUUAAACAUGUUGGACCAGGUAUCCUGUCAAUGGCCAAUGCUGGCCCCAACACAAACGGAUCUCAAUUCUUCAUUUGCACGGCCAAAACAGAUUGGCUGGAUGGAAAGCACGUUGUGUUUGGCCACGUCAAAGAAGGCAUGGACGUUGUGAAAAAAAUCGAAAGCUUUGGGUCCAAGAGCGGAAAAACUUCAAAGAAGAUAGUCAUUACCGACUGUGGCCAGCUGUGAUCAUUCAACCUGUGACCUCAAGAUGCCUUCUCUGAAGAAUCAGAUGGAGAAAAAGAAUGCCUCAAAACUAUUUACUUAGAGAUUUCUCAGUUAAUCCCCUUGGACACCACUGAAAUACAUGAAGAAGUCCAAUUUGAACCACCUUGAACUCUUAAUUUUAAUAGCCUGUGUCACUUUUCAAUACCCAAAUUAAAUUUUCUAUCCGCAGUAGCUAAGUAACAGAAAAUGUGAGAACUGUAGCUAGUUGGGUUAUAUUAAAAGGUUAUCCUGCCGUUGGCUAAAUUGGUACUCAAAUUUUUCCCAUUUCAAGGGAAAGUAGAUCUGUGUAGGCUAUUAAGUCAAGAUGGCUUCAUAAUAGCCUCUUCCCCUUUAAACUUCAAACACAAACUCUUAAAAAAAGAAUAUAUUGGCUCUCAGUUAAAGCCUUUCCUGUUUCCGUGACUUGAAGACUGAAGAACCCUCCAAGCCGCAAACGUGGAAUUAAUGGAUUUCCUAGAGUUUGUCUGAAACUGCUCCUGUGCCUGGAUCAUGACAAGGACAAAAUGAUAGUUUGUUUGGGAUGCUUAGAAUGAGCACUUGCAAGGAAUGUGCUGCUUUUAGAAUCGGAAUUUAGGAAUAUGGUACCAGAACAUAUUCCAGAACAACUGGAAUAUUUUGAUUAACUUGCAAAAAAAAAAAAGAAUGUUACUUAUCUCAGAUGCAGUUUUGAAUGACUGAAUUUAAGCAUCAGGGAAAACUCUACGUAUUCACUGGUAAAUAUAGUAUGAUAGCUGACGUAUAUACUCAACGAUCUAUUUCUCCUCUUAACAAUUCUGUAUCAGAACCAGUGCUGGAUUGCAUUUUGCUUUAUUUAAAAGUAGAUUAAAUAGCUGCCAAGCUGCUAGGCACAGCCUUUGAGACUGUAAGUAGAUGAACUGGAUUACUAAUUCAAUUAUUUGCGCUUUCAAGCUUGCCACGCCCAAUUAGAACAGAAAUUCUAAACCUAAGACGGCUCGCUGGUUCAUAUCGUGAGCUGUGAAUUUCACAACGGAUUUCCCAUCUUCCCUUUUUUGGGGGGAGGGGGGAUUAAUUCAGAUUACUGUCCUAGAUCUCCACAUUCAGUUUCACAACAUAGAUGUAGCAUGUAGUUAAGGCUGGUGACCCACACCAUUGGUACCAGGGAUGGGUUUCACUUACCUUGGCUACUGGUUCGCUCACUAUGUUUUUGAAGCUUCUGUGCAUGCACAGAUCGUAUUUGAUGAUGGGUGGGCGGAGCCUCCCGUUGCGGCUGCUACCAGUUCGCCUGAAUCAGGGCAAACUAGUAGCAACCCACCACUGAUUGGUACCAUCGUCUUUAUCUCAGGAAUCUAAGGGUAGGUUCUGAUUUCACCAGAAUCCUACAAUAAUGGAAUUGCAGUCAGGACUGCAAAACAGGAAAUAGAAAAUAACUCUUUUAUCUGUCCUUACAUGUUGGGGGUUUAUGAGGAACUUGAACUGUUGAUGUGAGCAGCCAUCUUGAAUUCUGCCGAAGACAAGCUGAAAAUACCCAUGCUGUAGUCUGUUACUGAUUGCACCUGUCUCCACUAAGCGAGCAGAGUUAAGAAUUGAAGCCAUGUAUGUGUGUCUUUUAUCAGAUUUUGAAAUGUGAUGACCCUUUUUAUGUGAAUUUAUAACUCUCUAGUGGUCAUUUCGCUGAAGGUUGAAAAUGCUGCCGUAUACAGGUAUCCUCAACUUAACGGCCAUUUGUACAGUUCAAAAUUACAACAGUGCUGAAUAAAGUGACAUCCAACCCAUCCUCCCAAGUUACAACCGUCACAUUAAUCUCCCCCCCGCCCCCCUGUCCCGACCACAUGACUGGGAUUUGGGUGCUUGGCAACUGGCUCACGCACAACGGUUGCAGUGUCUUGCAGUCACACGAUCAUAGUUGGCUUCCAACAACAUCAGUGUGGAAGUCCGCAAGGAAAGUCACAGAUCACAAGCUUGUGAUGUCUGGCUUCACAACUGUGGCGAAAACGGGUCAUAAAAUGGGAGUGAAGUCACAUCAUGAUGGGUUUUUUUUUUCUGGUCUUUAGUUGCGGUCGUUGGUUGAGACUACCUUUAUACGGAAAAGUCUAAGAACAAAUGUGAUAUCUUGAUCCAUGAUUUUCUCAUUGUUUUGAAGUGUUUUUGAACUUGUUGGCUCAUGUUCUCUAUCGAUAAUGAAUGGUAUUUUUUAUAACAUGUUUGUUUAAGUAUGUAAUAUAUUAAAUACCUUUGCUAGGAGACAAUGCUUUUAUGUCUUUCUUAGGUUAAAGAGAAGCAGUUCCUUAGUCC
Ahaetulla prasina is the source of this 3070-nucleotide messenger RNA. It is a transcript of the gene PPIF, whose product is annotated as peptidylprolyl isomerase F. NCBI's taxonomy places the organism in Eukaryota, Metazoa, Chordata, Lepidosauria, Squamata, Colubridae. Gene Ontology annotation, biological process: regulation of mitochondrial membrane permeability involved in programmed necrotic cell death; protein peptidyl-prolyl isomerization; protein folding. Bases 107 to 778 code for a protein of 223 amino acids. Gene Ontology annotation, cellular component: mitochondrion. The record is from RefSeq and is a predicted model, not a curated record. The transcript has 6 exons. Gene Ontology annotation, molecular function: peptidyl-prolyl cis-trans isomerase activity.